This is a messenger RNA of Centropristis striata (black sea bass), 706 nucleotides long. It is a transcript of the gene ltc4s, whose product is annotated as leukotriene C4 synthase. Gene Ontology annotation, cellular component: endoplasmic reticulum; nuclear envelope; membrane. The record is from RefSeq and is a predicted model, not a curated record. The coding region runs from base 42 to 494 and encodes 150 amino acids. Gene Ontology annotation, molecular function: enzyme activator activity; glutathione peroxidase activity; leukotriene-C4 synthase activity. Lineage: Eukaryota; Metazoa; Chordata; Actinopteri; Perciformes; Serranidae. The transcript is spliced from 5 exons. Gene Ontology annotation, biological process: leukotriene biosynthetic process.
UGCUGCUCUGACAGUGUGUGAGAGUCUCAGGUGUGUUCAGGAUGUCGGAGGAGACGGUCAGCGUCGCCGCGGUGACGGUGCUCAGCGUCCUGCAGCAAGCUUACUUCUCCCUGCAGGUGAUUUCUGCCAGGAGGAAGUUUUCUGUUUCUCCUCCGUCGACCGUCGGACCUCCAGAGUUUGAGAGAAUCUUCAGAGCUCAAGCGAACUGCUCCGAAUAUUUCCCGAUCUUCAUCUCCGUCCUCUGGACCUCCGGAGUCUUCCUCAGUCCAGGUGUGUCUUCAGUCUGCGGGCUGCUCUAUUUAUACGGACGACAUCGUUACUUCCAGGGAUACAAAGAGUCAGCUCUGGGGAGGCUGUCUGGGAUGUACUUCAGUGCUCAGGUUCUGUGGGUUCUCGUCGGGUUCUCUGUUCUCGGUGUUUUCUUCACCUGCGUCAGAGUUUACCUGCAGGUGGACCUGCUGCGUGGGCUGAUCGCUGCCCUCAGCCCCGUCUGAAGGACACAAACACCAACAAACAACUGUUUAUUUUCACAAUAAUAACAAAACUCUGAAACACAGUAAAGACACAUUAUGUUUACUCGCUGACAUUUAUACAUUUUUGUAAUUUUUUUGUUUUCAGAGAGAUUUGUUAUUUAGAUUUUUUAUUCAUUUUUAAAUGUAUUUUAAUAGAAUUUAAAUAAUUAAUUUGAUUUUUAAAUAAUGUUUUU